AAGACACUAGAUGCUUUGGAAGUGACAUCCCAUCCCUCAAAGAUUAACCACAAUAUUUUACUCCCCCAAAUGAAAAGAUUAACUGCAAUCCUGUCAGCUUCUGUUAUCCUCCAAAGAAAAGUAGAUUCCAUUCCCUCUCAUUUUAACCUUAACACCAGACACAGAAACAGAGACCUCCCAUGAGACCCAAUCCAUGUGGGCCACCACCCACCUCCCAUUGCUUCCACCACACAACAACUGCUUACAAAUUCCACAAAGAGCAGAGAUGAAAGAAGAAAUAAAUCUAAUGAACCCACCACCUCCUCCACAAGCCCUUCCCCUUCCUCCCUACUCAUAAACCUCCAUCCUCCACUCCCCUCCCCCUCAGGAAACCCAAAGCCAUGGACUGGUACUCUUGGCUCUCCAAAUCCAAUCUUGAACAUGGCCUUAUCUAUGAGUAUUCGCUCCUUUUCUCCCAUAAUGAGCUUGAGGAAGAGGACAUCAUCCACUUCAACCAUGAGUUCCUCCAAAGCAUGGGGAUCUCCAUAGCCAAGCACAGGCUUGAGAUACUCAAGCUAGCCAAGAAGUCCAACUCUCCACAGCCGGUCGCUAGGCUCCUCACUGCGAUGAAGAAGACCACAAAGUUCCUGGCCAAGUACAUCCACUCGUUGGUCCGUCGAGAGAAUUCGGCCAUCGUGGUCGUCCCAAGGCCUUCAUACGGUGGUGCAAGGUGGAAGGGAACCAUGCUGAAGAGGAACAAGAGGCUGGCGCUACUGAAGCAGGGAAGGCUGAUGCUCACCGAGGGCAGUGUCAAGGUUGCCAGACCAAACUCUGUCACGCAUAGCGCAAGCCCGGUGGCGUACAACAAUCGGGAAGGUGAGAAAGGUGGUGAUAAAGAUGGAUGUUGGGGGAGCAGCACCGAGGCGAUCAGGUGGGACUCCAUGUUUCAGGACUUGAAGCCAACUUAAGCACAUGGAGAAGAGCUUUUCCUAGUGUCUUUCAGCAGGCUUUUGUGCCUUGGCUUUUCAGGAGCCAUGAGAGUGCUUUACUUUGGAGGUUUGUCCACUUUGCAUUUGUGCUUUGCUUUGGUUGUUUGGUUUUCUGAUUGUGAGGAAGAUAACAAAAUCUCAAAGUUGUGGGAGAAAUGAUUAGAGGUUAGGUAUACAUGUAUGAACAUAUGUAUGCAUGCAAUAUAAGGGGGAAAGGUCUGUUCUCAUGAAUUCUUUGAUGUAUAGCUUGAGUCUCCUCCAUCCCAAGAGUCCAAGUCAACUUGAUGGAGUCAGUCACCCACCUCAGAAGGGCUUGAUUGAUGGAAAUGGUUGUGGAGAGCAUCCAAGCAUCCAUACAUUAGGUUUGGUCUAAAUGUCUCAAACACUGUCUUCUUGUCAAGAACUGAUGGCUGUGAAGGUAGGUGAAAGUGGCUACCAGAUUCCAUCAAAGCUCUGCAAUUAAGCAUGCUUGGACAAGAAGUAUUAUACAUUUGCAGAACAGUUGAUGCCCAUAAAUUCUCAAACCUCAAGCCUAGAGACUCAUCCAUUCAUGUACAUUGGGGUCAGAUCUUUAGAAAUCAUUCUAAAGUGGGCAACAUUCAAGUCAGAAGGAAGAGGAAUAUGUAUUUUGCUAAAAGGGGUCUGUAGACAAACAAUUAUAUGGGAAAGUAUUUUUGUUGGCUGUCCUCUUAACAUCAUAUGGGAUAUAA
Molecule: messenger RNA, 1678 nt
Organism: Phoenix dactylifera (date palm)
Lineage: Eukaryota; Viridiplantae; Streptophyta; Magnoliopsida; Arecales; Arecaceae
Source: RefSeq, a predicted model, not a curated record